AUGUCAACACCAGCUAGACCUGCAUUAACCGAUGAACAAAGGAAGAGAAUAGAAGCAAACAGGAAAAGAGCAUUAGAAAGACUACAACAGAAAAAUGGUAAAAGACCAGCCCAAAGUGAACCAUCAGAACACCAACAGCAACCAGCAGUAAAGAAAAACAAAUUCCAACCGCCACCAAUUCGUAAGCAGGAUUAUAUUGAAUAUGAUUUUGCCACUAUGAAAGAUACAAAGGGUGGGUUUAUUUAUGAUGGACCAGAACCUGGCGAAGAAGAUGCAAAGACAUUAAACGAUUGGAAGAAGGAACAACAGUCAAAAGAAUUACCACCACCGAUGGAUUUGAGUGCCAUGCCGCGUUGUUUCGAAUGUGAUUCUGUUGAUAUUGACAAGAACUUGUUCACUAAUUUUGAUGUUAGAGCCUGUCGUAAAUGUAUCAAGGCUAAACCUGACAAAUAUUCAUUAUUGACAAAGACAGAGGCUAAAGAGGAUUACUUAUUGACAGAACCAGAAAUUGCUGAUAAGGAUUUGUUAAAAAGAAUCGAGAAACCCAACCCGCAUGGAUACAGUAACAUGCAGUUGUUUGUGAGAUUUCAAGUGGAAGAGUUUGCUUGGAAAAAAUGGGGAGGCCCAGAACAAUUAGAUCAAGAAUGGGAAAGAAGAGAAUUGAAUAAAGCCAAACGUAAAGAAAAGAAAUAUCAGGAUCAACUCCGAGAAAUGAGAAAACGUACUCGAGCUGAAGAAUAUACUAGAAAACUACGAGAUGGAAAAUCAUUAGGAGAGAAACAUGAACAUGAUUGGUCAGCACCAGUGACAAUUGACAAGAAUACAAUCAAGAGACGUUGUAUAGAUUGCGGUAUAGAAACAGAAGAAGUGGUUAUAUAG
Molecule: messenger RNA, 879 nt
Organism: Candida tropicalis MYA-3404
Lineage: Eukaryota; Fungi; Ascomycota; Pichiomycetes; Serinales; Debaryomycetaceae
Gene: RAD14
Product: Rad14p
Exons: 1
Coding region: 1-879 (292 amino acids)
Biological process (GO): nucleotide-excision repair involved in interstrand cross-link repair; base-excision repair; UV-damage excision repair
Cellular component (GO): nucleotide-excision repair factor 1 complex
Molecular function (GO): damaged DNA binding
Source: RefSeq, a predicted model, not a curated record